This is a messenger RNA of Ipomoea triloba (trilobed morning glory), 1974 nucleotides long. RefSeq lists its product as uncharacterized. The transcript has a single exon. Lineage: Eukaryota; Viridiplantae; Streptophyta; Magnoliopsida; Solanales; Convolvulaceae. Bases 1 to 1974 code for a protein of 657 amino acids. The record is from RefSeq and is a predicted model, not a curated record.
AUGACUGUAGAGGAAAGCAGCACUGGGAGUGCACAACAUAGGGACGCCCAUUUAGCUGACAGAAGGGCCCGACCGGUCGGUCGGGUGAGUGAUCGGCGGACCAAUCGAGUAGGCGAUCAACCGGUUAGGGAAGAGAGGCAACUCGGUGAAGAGGAUAGUCCCCGACUCCAAAUGGCCAGGAUGCAGGAAAGAAUAGAUCGUUUACAACAAGAGCUUCGCCAGAGAGUCGGCGCGGGAAAAGAACCAUCAUACUCGCUGGUUGCCACCCCCUUUACGGACGACAUCAUGAAUGCCCACUAUCCACAGGACCUCCAAAUCCCGCUGGCCCACACUUAUUCCGGACGGUACGACCCGCAAGAGCAUGUCGAUAUGUACUAUGGCAACAUGUUGAUGUUGGGAGUAAGCGAUGCGGUCAUUUGUAGAGCUUUUUUCGCUACCUUAGUCGGUAAAGCGGCCGAAUGGUUCAAGGGUUUGGAGCAGGGGUCGAUCAGGGACUUCGGUCAGUUGGCCGAUAAGUUUGUAAAGCGUUUCGCUGCAAGUAAAUCAAGAAAGAAAUCUUACUACGACCUCAUAGUUAAUCCCCCCCGAACCUAUGAAGAGGCCAUCACCAGAGCUAGGCAUCAUGCAGAUGCCACCGAAGCUAACAUGGCAAAGAGACGCGAUGAGCAGCCGGUCAAUCGGGACAGAGGCCACGAUCAAAGGAAAAAUAAACCACCGUUCAAACACGUCAAACAAUACGAUCGAUCAGAAAGUGUACCACGUUUCACUCCAUUGAACAGACCCCUGGUGGAAGUCUUGCAGUUUGCCGAGCAAUGCAAUCUGAUCCACCCACCGGAGCCGAUACCCGAGGGGGAGGACAAGAGAAAGUAUUGUGCUUUCCACAGAGUCAAGGGACACAAUACUUCGGAGUGCAUGGCCUUGCGCAUGCUCAUUGAACAACUCAUUCAGAAGGGGGAGUUGAGGCAAUUUGUGAUGAAGGAGGAUAGAAACCAAGGAAAAACGGAAAGGAAUGUGAUGAAAAGGAAUCUCGAAAGGCACGACAAAGCAUUUGUCCCACCUGGGUCAGUUGACGAGAAGGCGGUCGGAAAGAAACCAGUGAUCCACGUCAUCUACGGGGGCCCUGAAGGAGGCGACUCUUCACGGCAAAGGAAGCAAUGGGCGAGAAACUUAUACGUUGGGACGAUUCAUUCGGAACCCCGAGAGAAGAGAAAACGUACAGAGCCAAUACUUUUCAGUGACGAUGAUCUACCACUCCAUGGGGAAGCCCAAAAUGAUCCACUCGUCAUCACACUAGAUGUCAAUGGAACGGAUGUCCAGCGGGUGCUGGUUGACACGGGGAGCUCGGUGAACAUCUUAUAUUUUGAUGUUUUUGCUCUGUUGGGUCUAUCCACCGAUCAGUUAACCCCCAUUCGGACCCCGCUGUCUGGUUUCACCGGUGACUCAAUAGAAGCAGAGGGAGUCAUCAGCUUGAAUGUGGAGUUGGGCAGCCAACCAAAUGUGUUGAAGACUACCAUAGACUUUGUGGUAGUGAAAUUGAAGUGUGUUCACAACGCCAUACUUGGGCGACCAGGUAUCACUCGCGCAGCUGCUGUUAUAUCCAUGAACCACUUGUGCAUGAAGUUCCAUACACCCAAUGGGAUUGGAGUGGUUCGAGGAGACCAACGUGCUGCUCGGCAGUGCUACGUGCGAGCAGUCAAACAGUCGGACCGGGAGGAAGGAAGGAUUCACACCAUAUCCCAACAGGUAGACCGCGGGGAAGAGAGGGAAAAACCGCAACCUGCCUCAGAAUUGGAAGAGAUAGUACUUGACUCCGACCAACCAGAAAGGGUGGUUAAAAUCGGUCGGGGACUCCCUACAGACCUACGUGAGGACAUCAUCGGAGUGUUGCAGAAGUACAAAGACAUUUUUGCUUGGGGACCGGAAGACAUGCCCGGGGUUGAUCGGUCUGUCAUUUGCCAUCUCUUAUCAAUUUAA